AUGGGCUCUCUUCGCUGGGCUCGAAGCUCUGGGCAGCCCUGGAGCGCUGCUGUGUCUCUGUGGGGCUGGGCAGCGUCAAGGCUACAUCUGGACUGGACAACAAGAAUCUUUCAAGAAGAUGAGGAGAUGCGGAUUCUGACUCAGAGUGAUGAGUUGAACCAGACCUACUGUGAGGACAGCAGACUGCCCCUUAACAGUAUGACAAGCAAAAAUAAUCUGUGCUUUAAUGACACAAGAAGAAACAGAACAUCCUCAACAGACAACAGCUUGGUUCUAACUCACGAAGAUGAUCCACAGGAUCCUGACAUGACAGCAUCCACCAGCACUUUAUGGCAGGAGAGACCGGCUUUUAAAGAAACCAGAACUACUGUCAUCUCCACUGGAACCAAGACCAUCACCAUCACUUCGGCUGUUUCCACUGAAGAUUCCCUUUGGUUCAAAAACAGCAGAUGUUAUGACACAGAAAGAAAAUCUUCUGAGAUGCAAGCUGGUAGGAUGGGAAGUAAGGAAAACUUAAGUUUCAACCAGAAUCAGGGGAACAUGAUACGGUCCUACAGGCUGGGUCCGCUACAACAGACGCUUUCUGAAGAUGAAGAGGAGAAGCUUGAUGGAGACAGAGCUGUGGAGGGGACACCUGGGCUGUGUGGAAGCUUUAAAAAAGAGAGAGCCAGCAUCAGUUCAGCUACUCCAGGUCAGAGCACUAAUACCAGCCGCACAGGUCUGAACCCCUAUCCCACCAUCACUGCCUGGGAAGCCAGCUGGAAUGUCACAAACGCUAUACAGGGCAUCUUUGUGUUGGGUUUGCCCUUUGCUCUGGUCCAGUCCGGUUAUGUGGGUCUGGUACUGCUGGUUCUGUCAGCCUGGAUCUGCAACCACACAGGAAGGACCCUGGUGGCCUGCUUAUAUGAAGAGGAGCGAAGUGGAGGAUUAGUGUCAAAGAUCAGAGUACGACAUACCUACCUGGACAUUAUGGAGGCCUGCUGCAAAGGACUGUGGCCAAACUGGUCUGCAGUGGGAGGAUGGAUGGUUAAUAUAGCUCAGGUCAUUGAACUGUUGAUGACCUGUACUUUGUAUCUACUCGUCUCCACCAGUCUGUUGUCUGACAGUCUCUCAGGGGUGGCUGUUCCUAGAUCAGUGUGUUCACUGGUGUCUCUGGUGUUCCUUCUGCCCUGCUUGCUGCUGACUGAUCUCAGACCAGUCUCCACUCUCAGUCUGCUCUGCUCUCUGGCUCACAUACUGAUCAGCUUGUUGGUCAUGCUGUACUGUUUGAGUGGAGCCAGCAGCUGGUCUUGGUCUUCUCUGUCCCUGUCUGUGGAUCCAGAGAACUUCAUUGUCUCAGUGGGAGUCAUCAUCUUCUCCUACACCUCACAGAUCUUCCUGCCUCCUCUAGAGGGCAGUAUGGAGGACAGGGGGCAGUUCAACAGCAUGCUGGGGUGGACCCAUGGGGCAGCCUGCAUCAUGAAAACUAUGUUUUCUUUGCUGGCGGUGUUGACGUGGGGAACAGAGACCAGCGAAGUCAUCACUGACAACCUUCCCUCUGACCUGCGUCCUCUGGUCAACCUGUGUCUGUUGGCUAAAGCCCUUCUUUCCUACCCUCUGCCAUUCUACUCUGCUGCUGAAAUACUGCAGACCUGUGUGUUUAGAGAUGCUACCAUCUCAUCUUACUCCAAGCAUGGAUGUCGAGGUGUGUCUCGUCCAGCUCUGGUUGUCCGCGGCGCCCUGUUGAUAACAUCAUACCUACUGGCUCUACUGGUUCCCAGGUUCUCCCUGUUGAUGGGUUUGACAGGGAGUGUCACCGGGGCAGCAAUGACACUCAUACUGCCAUGUCUGUUUCACCUUAGACUGCAGUGGGGACACCUCACUGUGAAGGACCGAUUGAUAGAUGUGGGUAUACUGGGUCUGGGAGUCAUCUGUAGUGUGUCUGGUGUGAUUUGUUCAAUAAAAAGGCUGGUGGAGACACUGUAGGAAGGGUCAAGCUGGUUAAGUUAAAGGCUAACUGCAGGUUCUGCUUUAUAUUCAUUUCUGCAUCGAAGUUCCUCUCCAGACAUUCAUUAAACCCCUUAAAAUUCAUCUUUGUGAAUUAAAGCUGUAUCUUUAGAAGUCAAUUUUUCUAUGAAAAUGAUGACAUUUUUAGUUAAAAUGGUUUAGAUGUAACUUUACACCUCUCGAAUGUGCAGAUCUCUGAAGUCAAUAUCUCUUGCUCCACUGAAAACACAAUGGUAAAUUGUAAUGUUGAAGUAAUUCAGCCACAGAUGUUCAAACCACAAACCAAUUCUAAACAAGAACGAGAAAAGCACUCAACGAGCGCAGUACUUUGCCAAGACUGCUCAGUCGUUGUAUCAUUUCCACCAGCUGAAAUCUUUUUUAAAAAUUCAUGGAUCCAGACUAUAAGCUGCAUCACUGCCAAAAUCUAAUCACUUGAUCCUUGUAUCAUUUGUGAACUUCCCUGAAAAUUUCAUCCAAAUCCUUUCUGCCAAUUUUGAGUAAUGUUGCUAACAGAGAGACAGACAGACAGAGAGACAAACCAGCUCCGAUCAUCACAUAACUCCGCUGAGGCGCUCUUUGACAGAGUAAUAAUGAUACAUAAAGUCCCAUUCUGCAAGCUAACCAGAUUGAUUCUUCUGGUUUGUUAUGUAUGGAACCUUGGAAGUCCAUGUUUUUAAGACUGCCAUUGGUACACUACUAUGUCAAGGUGGAAAUGCUUAGCCAUGGUGUCAGUUGCUUGUUUUGCUGACGGUGUGUCUUCCAACAUAUAAAAGACAAUUUAUGGACAUAUGGACAUGUCCCAUAGGUAGAGGUCUUUAAAGUAUUUAACAAAUGAAGUAACUGUUUUUCAAAAAAUAUUUUUGAGAGAGAAAAUCCUCUCUCUAGUUCCUAUUAAAUGAACAACAACAUUUACUGAGAAAUAUAACUGGAUAGUCACAAAAACAAAAUGCUGUCUGUAUGUUCAGAGUUGAAUAAAAUGCUCAACACAAACCACAAGCUUAGUUUCCAUCCAUUGUUAGCUAUACCUGCUUUGUCUUGCAGAGGGUAAUGAAGAUAUUGAUCCUACCCCAGCUGACAUUAAGUGAAGGCAGGGAACCUCCUUCCUAUGAGGUGGCCAUGUACUAUAUCCCCACAACACCAACCCAUUUGGUAGUUCGGCAUGUGCAUAUAGUGAGAGGUAAAUAAUGAAGAAGAAUGGAUGCAAAGCAUGCACAUGAAUCAUAGAUUUCAUUCUACAAAUGUCUUCUUUAUACAUAGAUGUUGAUUUCUCUGAAUCAAUCCAACAUUUUCUUUACAUAUUGUGAUCUCCAGUGUUGAACUGGUGUGAAUAAGGUUGAGUCAUACAGUGGAUGAGUUGAAUUAGAUUCACCACUGGAACAAAAAGACAUUUCUACUGUUUGGAAAAACAGUUUCAGCGAAUGAAGACUCUGUUAUUUUAACUGUUUAAGAACUCCUUUACAUUUUACAGAUAUCAAAACUUGCCAUAGAAGGAAAAUGAUGACAUUUUCCUUCUAUACAAUAUACAUGCUGAAUACUAUAGAAAAAUACUGUAAUAUAAAGAGUAAAAUACUGUUGUUAAACAUGUGUGAAGAUGAGUGAAAUAGUACAAAAAGAAUGUUAUUAUAACAACUGCAUGUUUCUAUUAUCUUCUUAUGGAUUCACCUGUCAGUAUAUGAGCUGUUUGUGGCAUUCUAUAAACCAGGCCAUCAAAAGUUUAAAAUCUCAUUUCCCGCUGUUUUGUUUGUGUCAGGAAGGAACAGAAAUAUUUUAUUCACCAACAAAGAAAUAGGUUAUAGAAACAAAAAGAACGGCAAAAUGAAACUGCAGUGAUUUUUUACACUAUGGAAAACAUCUGCUGAAUAAAAAUGUGAACAAUGAGAAGGAAAAAAUUAAUAGGAAAAAGAUAAGAGUGAGAGAGGGGAAGACAAAAGAACUGAGUCAUGGAUGAAUUAAAGAAGGUCAACAGAAAGAGAAAGUUGGAGAGGAGGAGAAGAGAAAUUCAAGUUUUCACUUUCUAUCAUUGCGGUUUUGUAUAAGUCAGGACAAGUCAGGCAUCUGUGGGAAUACUGUAUUCGAGUGUACAAACCACUGCACUAGAACAACCUUGCAAAAUGUAGCCACACAACACCUCUCAUGUAUUUCCAAAGCCAAAAAUGCUUUCAAUGUGAAUUUGCACAGUUAAUGAAGAUUUAACUGAUCGAGUGUGAAAAAAGAGAGAAUGACAAGCAGAAUAAAAAAGAUGAUAGGGGAUGUUAAAAUGCAACAAAUGCAACAAGAAGAAACCUGAAACCAACCAAGCCAAAUCAAAAAAGCAUAAUACAUACAAUGCAGUGAAAAAGUAUUUGUCCCCUUCUCAAAUUGUUAUUUUUUUGUGCAUAUUUUCCCCUCAAAAUGCAGUUUUUAAAUGAUGAUUUUAUUUAUUUAGGGGGAAAAAAACUAUUCAAAGCUACUUGGCCCUGUGUGAAAAAAUAAUUGCCCCCUAAACCUAAUGUAGGAGCCAUAUUUCAUUUUGCUGUUGUUUUUAAAGUUGCUUACCCAAAACCCCAGGGGGCUGCAUUUCUUUUACCUGAGGCUGACGGCCUGGGGUCAAAUUAAGGUAUUUAGUUGAUUGUAUGAUGGGGUUCAGGUGGUGUGGAUAGAAACAGGCAGAGACGCACAGUUUUUGACUGUGCUCGACUUUCUUUGCGUUUUCUUUUGUUUAUGACGGUUUUUAUGUAAAUAUGGAAUAUCUAUUUAUGUGGGU
Molecule: messenger RNA, 4729 nt
Organism: Amphiprion ocellaris (clown anemonefish)
Lineage: Eukaryota; Metazoa; Chordata; Actinopteri; Pomacentridae
Product: vesicular inhibitory amino acid transporter-like
Exons: 8
Coding region: 1-1965 (654 amino acids)
Biological process (GO): amino acid transmembrane transport
Cellular component (GO): vacuolar membrane
Molecular function (GO): amino acid transmembrane transporter activity
Source: RefSeq, a predicted model, not a curated record